Trichomonas vaginalis G3 is the source of this 897-nucleotide messenger RNA. Its product is annotated as positive regulation of catalytic activity protein. NCBI's taxonomy places the organism in Eukaryota, Parabasalia, Trichomonadida, Trichomonadidae. Gene Ontology annotation, biological process: post-translational protein targeting to endoplasmic reticulum membrane. The record is from RefSeq and is a predicted model, not a curated record. The transcript has a single exon. Gene Ontology annotation, cellular component: membrane; TRC complex. The coding region runs from base 1 to 897 and encodes 298 amino acids. Gene Ontology annotation, molecular function: protein binding; molecular adaptor activity.
AUGAAUUCUGUUUUUUCUCAUCCAAUUCUUGAGGAAGUUAAUGAUAAUGUUAUUCAAAACUUAGCAUCAUUAGUUCCACAAUCAAAUCUCAAAAAGUUUGCGCAAUUUGUUAAAAAACCAAGACAAUAUUACUGCGGAUUCCUUAAUGAAUCCGAUGUAAAAGCAAUAAAUAGCUUGAUGGAUCUCAUGUGCCAAGAAGGAACUAAAAGUCUUGAAUCGGAACCACCAGAAGAUGAAACAGAACCAGCUCCUCUAGGUUCUGACGAAAGCCUGUUCUAUAAAGAACAUUUAUCAGUUCCUAGAACUCAAAAAUUCCGUAAAUCACCACAACAAAUGAAAGAAUACUUAGAAGAUUUCGAUGAAAGGAAAAAUAAAUUAUUAAAGAAAAGAAUUACGAUUGACAAGGCACAAUCUGAGGUAGAAAGAAAGGCAGGCAAUGACCUUUAUAACGCACAAUCCUAUUUUGCUUCAUUACAAAAAUAUGAUGUUUCAAUUUUCAUGGAUACAAGUAAUUCAAUGUGUUAUUCAAAUAGAGCUGCUGCAUACAUAUCUUUAUCACAUCCUCAAAUGGCCAUUUCAAACUGUCUUCACGCAAUAAUUUUUGAUAAAAAAUCCGUCAAACCAUAUCUACGGAUUGCAGAUGCGUAUUUAGAUAUGAGAAAAUACGCUAAUGCUCUGCAAUGGUAUAAGAAGUUACAAAAAAUAGAUCCAAACAAUGAAGAUGCAAAAAAUAUGAAUAUUUUGAUAAUUAACAAGAUAAUGAAUGCAGAAUUUAGAUACAAAGAUAAUAAAUUACUUAUUCGAUUCUUUGGAUUGGCUAAUAAGAUUAGAUUACAUGCACGUUCACUUGAUAAACUUCAACCAUUGAUAGACUAUCAAGUAUUGGUUAUUAAUUAA